AUGUCUGCAGGACCGGUAUGCGACAUGCCCGACUGGCAGCUCCUGGACUCUCUCGAUGGCGCGCCAUUCGGCCUCGAGUCGAGCGUCAUCAACAACGAAUUGCACCAGCGGCAGUUCAGCGACAACCUGGGCCUUUUCGGUCUGUUGCCGUCGCAGAUUUACAGCCCAGAUGGUUUCAUGCAGCAUGAAUUGAACCAUGAGUUGCAGGAAAAGUCGCCGGAUUUUUUCUUCCACCCGUUGCAGACCGACAUGGGGAUUCGCGAUGGUCGCAGCCAACAGUCGCACAGUUUCCAAGGCCACUUUUCUCCUGGUGGAAUCCCGGAAGAACAAAACCACUUCUCGCCCUCCCUGGACGAUUUGCUGCGGUCCACCUCCCAGCUCGCAACAGAACGCGCUCUAUACAUGAACGCCCCGAUGACCAGCACCCCUCUCGAUGGCGCAUUCCCGCAAACGCCCUUCACGCCCAACUUUCCUCCGCUUCUCGAUCCCUGCAGCUCGCCGGCAACCAGUCAAUCCAACAAUGGGAGCGAGGAUGAUCAGGAUCUGGAAAUCGCAAACUUCAAUUUCUACAGUCUUCCAGACGGAUUCCCGCGCUCUACACCCAGACAGCCACUGGCAUCAGACAAUACCGAGGACUGCCUGACGCCAUUGGAGAUGCCAGACGGUACCACCCGUCUCACGUCGAACUGGCUCCCGGUCGAUCCAGAGGGUGGCUUCACUAUCGGGGGGCCAUAUGAUGACAACCCACUCGACAUGGACCCGCUCGCUUACGGCAAAAAUGCCUUCAUUUCCGCGGACAUUUCCGUGUCGAAUUUCGCCGUGUGA
Molecule: messenger RNA, 825 nt
Organism: Aspergillus wentii DTO 134E9
Lineage: Eukaryota; Fungi; Ascomycota; Eurotiomycetes; Eurotiales; Aspergillaceae
Exons: 2
Coding region: 1-825 (274 amino acids)
Source: RefSeq, a predicted model, not a curated record